AUGGUUCGUCUGGUGUUGAUCUUCGCCAUAGCCGUCAUGGAUUAUGUUUAUGGAAGACCUCCACCACUACCACCUCUGCCCUUGGAAGGUGAGCAUGCAAAGCAUCAGAAAUGUAUGACUGAACGGAAAUGUCGUCUUGUGAUAUAACCUUGUCUGGGUUGUAUUUAGUGAAAGUAGGAUUGAUGAACAUUUUAUCUUAAAUUUAGCGGCCUGCUGAAACAUUCUAACCAAAAGUUUUCUGGUGUUUGAUUUUGUUUUUAAGUUUAAAAGUCCAUUUUAAGUCGGACAAACUUAAUAAAUCUAUAUUCAAACAUCUUGUGCUUGUGACGAGAUACUCAAAAGACCAAUGCUUCUGCUUUCUACCGUCUGCUGUGGUGUUCAACUGUAGACAGUGUUGUAAAAAAACAGUGUUGCAAUGAAAUUGACCAGACAAACUCUGUGAUGACAACAUUUCUACUUUACCCUUAAAGGGAUAUCCCGGCAUAAAAUUAUUUUAGGGUCAAACACACCGUAACACUGAGUUAGACACCCAAUACCUAUAGGAUCCUAGCCAUAGCACUAGUGACCACACAUCUUUUUAACUUUGUCUAAUUUUUUUAGCAAAGAGACUAAACACAACUCACCUACUCUCUCCCAGCAGCCGCUUGUUUGUAGCGAGACCUCGGACCAGUCCAUUAUGGACUGAUGAUCAUAAAUGUUCUUCCUUGAGCUGCGUCACCCCGCAUCAGUCUGUAAUGGACUCGUCCGAGGUCUCGCUACAAACAAGCAGCUGCUGGAAGAGAGUAGGUGAGUUGCGUUUAGUUUCUUUGCUAAAGAAAUUGGGCAAAGUUAAACAGAUGUUUGGUGGCUAGUGCUGUGGCUGGGAUCGUAUAUGUACUGUUGAUGAAGUUAGGUGCUGUUCUGAGCAUUAUUUGUGGCUAUAGAGUGGCAUUUUGGUUGAGGUUUGUUUAUGGCUCCUCAGACCGCUGUGUAUUGCUAUACUGCAGUCGCUACUAAAGUUGAUAUAACUAGAGAAGCAAGCGGUUGGCAACAUUCAUCUCUCGACGGGUUGUUUAACUCGGUGUUACGAUGUGUUUGAACAUCCCUUUAAUACUGCUUUUGUAUACUAUGUUGAGUUUGCAUUACACACAGAAAAAAAUCACUAAAAUAUUCAUUAAUGGAUCUAAAUUGUUGUUUUUGAAAAAUGUAUUAGCAAACCGGAUCGUCGCCCUGACCUUCAUUUUUUUGUCUCCUUGUAGACGGCUGUUACGUUGCAUCUGAAGAAGUGAUGAUAUUUAGAGUGGAGGGUGAGGCCAUAAUUCUCUCCUUCCCAAUGUUCAUGAGCGUGCUGAAGGUUCGCAAGAUAGCCCCAAGGACGGCAAAGUACUUCAUCACAAAGCACAAUGGGACAGACGGUGUGGCCUAUCCAGGAGAGGGGCGAGUGCAGCAGCAUGACAAACAACUGUGGUUCCUCCCAGCUCAGGCUUCAGACUCAGGGGAAUAUACCUGCACUUACAGGUGGGCAUCAAAACCACUACCUCACCUGUGACUUCUCUGGGAUUCCCAGUCAAUGAUGACUGUUUUUUGCACAAUUAAGCUAAAAAUACUUUCUGCUCAACAGAAUCAAAUCUUCUUAUGGAAAUAACUACUUCACACUGAUUUUUGUGUAUUUCUCCAGGAAUGAAACCUACUGUGUAAAGGGGACUAUCACUCUUCAUGUGUUCACGUUGAGCUCUGUGGACCUGGAGAAACUGUCCUAUCCGAUCUUUGCCACAGUGGGGAAAGAUCUGAGGUACAGCUGUCCAGAUCUGAGUGACUUUAACCGGACAGACGGACUGAUAGAGUGGUACAAGGUGAGAGAAAAGAUGCCCUGUCGACUAAACUAAACACAGACAGAUACUGUACGUCUUCAGGAAAGGAGCUAUAACUGUCACAUACUUAACAACAAGGCUCUCUUGGACCAGAAACAAGACUCAAAGCAUCCCUCUUGCACUAAGAUGAAAAGGACUUGGCUAUCACCAAGGGAUCAAAAGUGCUUCUAAGAUGACAGGCAUUUCAUUUGAUCUACAAUACUGAUGUCUUGAAAGAGCGGAGAGUCUAAGAUGCUUGAAGUCUAGUAGAAGUUUCUACAGUCUGUGAUAAUAAUCUGCUGGUGUAGCUCAGCUGUGUUUCGUCAAGUUCAAAGUCAUCAUGCACCCAUCUACCAACAUUCUUUAUCAAGAAGUUUAUUUCCUGUUCCAGCUGGAUUUAGCACCUGCCCACUGUAUCAAAACCUUUACAGUCAUAUUCCUUAUGCCUGACUGGCCAGCCAAAUGGUCUGACCUGAACCCCAAAGAGAAUCUGUGGGGUAUCUACACAGGGAUGGAUGAGAAACACCCAACAAUACAGACAAGCUAUCAAUGUAACCUCUUAUUACCACCUCAGUGCAGCUACAGGAUUAUCACCUUCAAACCACACAGCACUGAUGCAGUAACUUAAAGUAAAGGAGCCUUAAACAAGUAUCAAGUGCUUAAACAAAGAUAUCUUUCAAAAGUAGGACAUUUCUGUAGUUUAAUUCCCUUUUUGCUUAAAAUGAUGAGCCAAGUCACCAAAAUUCAAACAAAAAGAUUGAAAUAUUUUAGUUUACACUUAUAACAUAUAAGAGCAUUAUUGAAGUUUACCUUUCUGAAUUAACUGGAUGCACCUGUAUGUUCUAACAGAACUCCAGCUCAACUGUAGCCCAGCAAAGCAGAGGCAGCUCAUCUCUGUGGGACACAGGAGUCCUAAUGAUACCAGCUGUGAAGCAAAACCACGAGGGUCUGUACACCUGCCAGCUCAGCGUGCUCAUCAACAACCAGCAGUACAAAGUCAGCAGAGCUGUCUUGCUCCAUGUGCAAAGUGAGUAACUUUAGUCAAAUCCUUAUAACAAUAAUCCUUAAACUGCAGAUGUCUGGUUUCUCUUGAUAGCACCAUAAAAAAGUGAGCAUGUCCUGCCCUCUAGUGGUCAAAUGGUUACAACACACUAACUCAGAUACGCCACAGGGGCCGCACAGUCCACUUCCACAUUGCUUGUGAAAUAUAAUCAAAAUGUAAAAUAAGUCAUUGUUGCUGUCGUUUUAAAAAGGAGCUUUAAUGGUUGUGUUAACAUAUCUUAAAUUUGUGUGUGCAGGUGCAGACCCUGUUGUCCCUACCACUGCGCCUGAUGUUUCCAUGACCUCUAACCAAGAGCCAACAGCCAGCAGCAGCAGCACUCCUCACUGUGAGUGUUUGAACCCUCUCUAAGACCAGAAAUGUCCCUCUAGAGAUUAAAAUAAUAAUAAUUAAUAAUAAUAAUAUAAAUGCUGCUAUUGAUUAACUGUAUUUUCUUAUGACACAGCUCAUGUUAUUCCACCACCUGUGAUUGUCUCACCCGUAAACGGAACCAUUUUGGAGAGUCUGCAUGGUAAGUAAUGAAAACAUUCAGUCCUAAUAAAUUUUCCCAUCUCAAGAUUGUUUAUAUAAAGAGGAUUCAGGACUUUACAUCUCAUAAUGUUGAAUUUCCUGUGAAUCUGUUUAGGCGCAGGACUGGACCUGUUCUGCAAAGUGCUCACUGACUGUCAAAUGUCAGAUUCCACUCUGGUAACAUGGCAGGUCAACGGCCAAUCGGUGGAGUCAUCAUACCUUAAUGGGCGGGCUCUGCAAGGGGGGAGGAGGUAAUUGCUGAUCACAGUAUUGUAUUAUGCUUAAAUAAUCAAGUUCUUGGUACCUGGUAAUUGAAGAAAAGUGGAUAGCUUUAUGUAUCCUCCACUGGCCGACCAUCUCAAUCAUCAUCCAUAUCGGCACGAGUCAUUAAAAUGUGGAUUCCAGUAGAGUCCAAUCAAUUUGCUUUUGUAUUUUCUUUUUGAAUGUAAGUAAAUAUUAGGUAUGCAGAGCUUUUUAAAAUAGAUAUGUCACAACUUAAAGAAGGGGAAGUACAAGAAAACUUUCAUAACUGUGUCACGGUAAAUGUGGGUGAGGAGUGCUCUGAUUGAGGGCACUGCCGCCACAGGACACAAAAGACACAUCCUCUAAGGUGUGUCCCAGAUAAAGACACGAUUCUCUUCAACCACAAAAAAAAAAAAAAAAAAAAAAAAACAGUUAAGAGAGGUGAUUGCCUCAUUGAAGACUGAACUGAACACUAAAUAUUUUUCAUUUUAGGAUAAAUGCCUGUUUGUCCACAAUUAACACAAAUCUUCAUAAUUUUGGAUUUUUUUCCCCAAAAAACAUAGUGUGAUCACAAAAACAUCCUGCCUUGAAGUUCAUCCUCACUUUCACAUGUUAACAUUUCAUUCUCAAUGUUUCAGCGUGACCAGAGUGUCUGAGGGCUGCCAGGUGGAGAUGAGACUGGUUGUUGUAGCGGUGAAAGAGGAAGAUGCAAAGACGGAGCUGAAGUGUAUCACUGAGAACCAAGGAGGGAAACAGGAAGUGUUUGUACAGCUUUACCUAGAAGGUGAGUCAUGUUUGUAUACAUGUGUUUACUGUGUAAUUAAGUACAACAUUUCCUGUGUUCCUGGUUGUAGUAGAAACCUCUGUAAACCAGGGGGAGAGCCUCCAUCUCGUACUUGUGAUGUAAAAUUCACGGACAGAUACAAACCAGUGUGUUAGACUUUGUCUUGGUAUACUCUUUGGAGAGUAUACUCUUGUAUACUAAUGAUUAAUAAAAUACCACAAAGAAAACAGUCGAGACCUGCUCCACAUGUUCAGCAUCAAGAGAUCUCUUUUGUUCUGACUUGAUGAUAAUCUUUGAAGUAAAGUUGUUAAAUACAUUCAUAUACCUACCUAUUUUUCUCUUCCAGACUCCACGUUCACAUGGUUGGUGUUUGGUGCCCUGGCUGCAUCCUGCUUUCUGGCCGUGGUUUGCAUCUUCCUCUACGUCCUCUUCAAACCUAAGAGGAAAAAGAAAAUGGAUUACUUUCUGGCUCGGCAGAACAGCACCUUCUAG
This is a messenger RNA of Xyrichtys novacula (pearly razorfish), 4918 nucleotides long. The record is from the annotation of a GenBank genome assembly. Lineage: Eukaryota; Metazoa; Chordata; Actinopteri; Labriformes; Labridae.